Messenger RNA from Penicillium concentricum, 243 nucleotides. RefSeq lists its product as uncharacterized. Lineage: Eukaryota; Fungi; Ascomycota; Eurotiomycetes; Eurotiales; Aspergillaceae. The transcript has a single exon. The coding region runs from base 1 to 243 and encodes 80 amino acids. The record is from RefSeq and is a predicted model, not a curated record.
AUGGACCGUGUGCUGGCCACACGGUCCGGGAGCCAUGUGUCGAGUGCUGGAAUUCAAAAGCAAGAUUUGAGGUCUCGUCGGGCCGCUGUGGGACCCGACUCUCCAAAAUUAGGCUGCAAGGGGAGCUUCGGAAUCACAUUCCAGAUGACGAGUACCUGGAUGAACAACACAAGAACGUCACACUCUGGUCUAUUUGCAAAGUCACAAAACGCGAACCCACGAGCUUCACGAGCACGAAUUUGA